AUGGCAGACACCAUCACGGCCAACGCAUUUCGGAUCGAACCGCUUGCCGGUUCAUCAAACUAUGGAGCAUGGAAAGUCCAGAUGAUGGACAUUCUGACAGAACAGAAUCUUGAUGAUCAUGUCGAUGAUUCCGUUACGCCCCCAGACGAUUCCGAAGCAUCGAAGAAGAAGGCCUGGAUCAAAAAUGAUCGCCGAGCCCUGUCAUCGAUCAGACUCCGUGUUGCCCCAGCUGUCGUUCAGCACGUCCAGGGGGAGACCACUGCUCUAGGUGCCUGGCAAAUGCUGUCACACCUAUUUGAGCUUAAAGGCCAGAUGGGCCUAGUCCUCGCGCGCCACAAGUUUUACAGUACCCGUGCCAACCCCGAAGAACCGCUUGAGCCGCACAUCAAAUUGAUGCGACAGAUCCAGGGAGAGCUGACAUCGCUUGGUCACAUGGUUGAUGAUGCAGACUUUGCUGUCACACUUCUCAGCUCCCUUAGUAGUCAAUGGGACCCAUUUAUUCGUGCUGCACUUGCUUCCCCCACUGCCCCAACCUCCAAAACCACCAUCUCCUCAAUUCUCACAGAGGAAGCCCGCCGAAACAAUCAUCCUGCUGAUAAUGGUGAAAUUGCGCUUACUGUACGCACUGCCACCCGUCACGUCAACCGCUUCGUCCCGAAGAACCAUGCCAUCACCCCUUCCAAUUCCCACACGCGCCCGGCUAACUCCGCUACCUGCCAUAAAUGCGGCGGCAGAGGUCAUUUUGCACGCGUUUGCCCAACACGCGACAGUGAUGACAAAGAGGGAGAGAGCAAUCAAAAUGGUGCUCAUUUCUUCACAGAAUCCGAUCUGGUGGACAACGACAAUGAUUAUGCCUUCUGA
Messenger RNA from Mycena citricolor, 861 nucleotides. The record is from the annotation of a GenBank genome assembly. NCBI's taxonomy places the organism in Eukaryota, Fungi, Basidiomycota, Agaricomycetes, Agaricales, Mycenaceae.